CUGGCUGCGUCGAGUUGGCCGUUGCUUUACAGUUGCUGGGAUGCGGCGAGACGGGGAACCGCUGGGGCCAAGAUCAUGCUUGACGGAGAGCAGUUUCGUGGGCAGCAGAGGCCGCUAGGAAUGGGAUGAAAGAAGCGGGGCAGAUGCAAAAUCUGGAGAGCGCGGGGGCGGUGCAGUCAGUCAGCACCCAGACUGGAAGUAUGACGGGUCAAAUACCAAGGCUCUCUAAAGUCAAUCUUUUCACUCUGCUCAGUCUCUGGAUGGAGCUCUUCCCAGCCGUAGAAACCCAAAGGCAAAAAUCUGAGCAAAAGGAAGAGGGAAAGCAUGAAUCCUUAGCAGGUAAUGAAGACAUGGCCAGAGUACCUACUGACAAAAAACAGGUGAAAAGAACUGGUCUUGUGGUGGUGAAAAACAUGAAAAUUGUUGGUCUCCAUUGUUCUAGUGAAGAUUUACAUGCUGGGCAAAUUGCUCUUAUUAAACAUGGAUCAAGGCUGAAAAACUGUGAUCUUUAUUUUUCCAGAAAGCCAUGUUCUGCUUGUUUGAAAAUGACUGUAAAUGCUGGAGUCAACCGGAUUUCAUAUUGGCCUGCUGAUCCAGAAAUAAGUUUGCUUACUGAGGCUUCUAGUUCUGAAGAUGCAAAGUUAGAUGCCAAAGCUGUGGAAAGAUUGAAAUCCAACAGUCGGGCUCAUGUGUGUGUCUUACUUCAGCCUUUGGUAUAUUACAUGGUGCAGUUUGUAGAGGAGACCUCUUACAAAUGUGACUUUGUUCAAAAAAUAACGAAAACACUGCCGGAUGCUAACAUUGACUUUUAUUCAGAGUGUAAACAAGAAAGAAUAAAAGAAUAUGAAAUGUUAUUUUUGGUUUCAAAUGAAGAAAUGCAUAAGCAAAUACUGAUGACUAUAGGUUUGGAAAACCUGUGUGAAAAUCCAUACUUUAGCAAUCUAAGGCAAAACAUGAAAGACCUUGUUGUACUUUUGGCCACAGUAGCUUCCAGUGUGCCCAACUUUAAACACUUUGGAUUUUAUUGUAGCAAUCCAGGACAGAUUAACGAAACUCACAAUCAAAGUUUGCCACAAGACAUUGCAAGGCACUGCAUGGUUCAGGCCAGGUUACUGGCAUAUCGAACUGAGGAUCAUAAAACAGGAGUUGGAGCAGUCAUUUGGGCAGAAGGGAAAUCUAGAAGCUGUGAUGGAACAGGAGCAUUGUAUUUCAUAGGAUGUGGUUAUAAUGCUUUUCCUGUUGGAUCUGAGUAUGCUGACUUUCCCCACAUGGAUGACAAACAGAAAGACAGAGAAAUAAGGAAAUUCAGAUACAUUAUACAUGCGGAACAGAAUGCCUUGACAUUUAGGUGUCAAGAAAUAAAACCAGAAGAAAGAAGCAUGAUUUUUGUGACAAAGUGCCCGUGUGAUGAGUGUGUACCUUUAAUUAAAGGUGCUGGCAUAAAACAAAUAUAUGCAGGGGACGUAGAUGUUGGAAAAAAGAAGGCAGACAUUUCUUACAUGAGAUUUGGAGAACUUGAGGGUGUUAGCAAAUUUACAUGGCAGCUGACUCCCUCAGGAGAGUGUGGUCUUGAACAAAAUGAGCUUGAAAGGAGACAGAAUGGUGUGUUGAGUCCUAUACUUCUGAAAGAAGAACAGCACCAAAACAAGAAGCUUUGUCUUGGAAACCACUAA
Messenger RNA from Orycteropus afer afer, 1673 nucleotides. Lineage: Eukaryota; Metazoa; Chordata; Mammalia; Tubulidentata; Orycteropodidae. The record is from RefSeq and is a predicted model, not a curated record.